AUGACGAACAAUACGGCUUCCACAAGAUGGGCCAAUAGGGGUCAGCGCCCCGUGCGAGUUGCUAAUUGUUCGGGAGCCAGAGGCGAUCCUGGAUAUCAGAUGCUCCGGCAAGCAACGCUUGGAGAUGUGGAUUUUAUUACUGGAGACUAUUUAGCAGAAAUGAAUCUUGCGGAACAUGCGGAGGCGAUGGCUGCUGGUCACCAUGCCGGAUAUGAUCCGUUUGCAUGGGAUGGGAUCCAGCAAUCUAUAGAUGUCAUCUGGGAAAAACGGAUCAAGGUCAUUAUCAACGGCGGCGCUUUGAAUCCCAAGGGGUUGGCUAUUGAAGUGCAAAAAUUGGUAAACAUCCGCGGAUACGACCUUAAAGUUGCCUACGUCUCUGGCGACAACCUCCUAAACGAGGUCCGAGACAACUUGUCAAAAUCAGGCACUCUGCCCGCCCACCUUGACUCCAACAACUCCCAAGUCCGCAUGCAGGAGCAUACCGACGACCUCAAAGACACCAAGGGUAAACCCGUCGUGUCUGCAAAUACCUAUCUUGGCGCCCGAGCUAUUGUCAAGGGCCUAGAAGUGGGCGCAGACAUCAUCAUCUGCGGCCGGGUAGCUGAUGCCUCCCCCGUGAUCGGGGCGUCGUGGUACUGGCACGGAUGGAAAGAGACGGAUUAUGACGCGCUGGCAGGCGCCCUAAUUGCAGGCCACCUCAUCGAGUGCUCGGCAUACGUGACCGGGUCGAAUUUCUCUGGUUUCACGGAGUUCGAGACGGAUUUGUUUAUUGACCUGCCGUUUGGGAUUGUCGAGGUGGAGGCCGAUGGGAGCUGUGUAGUUACGAAGCAUGAGGGGACGAAGGGGAUUGUGAAUGUUGAUGUGGUGAAGUGCCAGUUUUUGUAUGAGUUGCAGGGGGAUGUGUAUCUUAACAGUGAUGUCAAGGCGUACACUCAGAACAUCUCGAUUGAGGCUGCAGGGAAAGAUCGGGUGAGAGUUUCAGGAAUAACCGGUGCCCCGCCGCCCCCAACGACAAAGCUAGCCAUUUUCUACAGAGGCGGCUUCGAAUCGCAGCUUCUCAUCAAUGCAACCGGUUACGGUACUGACAAAAAAUGGGAGCUGUUCGAGAAGCAAAUACGCUUCGUGCUGGCAAAGCAAGGUUAUUUGGAUAAAUUCGAUUUUUUGGAAUUUCAAGUGGUUGGAACCCCGGCCGUAAAUCCGUCAAGCCAGCUCAAGAGCACGACAUACUGUCGUGUAUUUGCGCAGGCCGGGGAUAUGGAAACGGCAAUGGCACCCCGAAAAGCGAUGAGUGAAGUUACAAUGCAGCACUUUUCGGGCCUCCAUCUAUCCCUGGAUCUUAGAACCGUUAUCCCGCGCCCCUACCUUGCCUUCUACCCAGCCCUCUACCCUCAAAACUCCCUCAAGGAGGCUAUAAACAUCCUCUCUCCCACCCCAUCAAGCGACGGUAAAGAAAUCACAACCGCCUCCUCAAUUCCAGCCGGCAACCCACCCAAAUACGAGCCCCUCGAGCCGCGAAAGAACUACGACACCGCCUCUCCACUCGACCUAGCCACCCUGGGCGAAACCACACGCAUGCGACUAGGCGACAUUGCCCUCGCACGUUCAGGAGAUAAGGGCGCUAACAUCAACUUCGGCAUCUUCGUCCGGUCUGCGAGUCAAUGGGACUGGUUCCGGAGCUUCAUGAGUCGGGAGAAGAUGCGGGAGUUGCUGGGGGAGGACGAUGAGGAGUAUUUCAUUGAGCGGAUUGAGUUUCCGCGGUUGCGGGCGGUGCAUUUUGUGAUUUACGGGAUUUUGGGGAGGGGGGUGAGUAGUUCGACCAAGUUGGAUUGUUUGGGGAAGGGGUUUGCGGAUUAUGUGCGGGAUAAGGUUGUGGAAGUUCCGGUGGAGGUUUUGGGAGGGGGAAAGCUGUAA
Molecule: messenger RNA, 1911 nt
Organism: Paracoccidioides brasiliensis Pb18
Exons: 8
Coding region: 1-1911 (636 amino acids)
Source: RefSeq, a predicted model, not a curated record